Prorocentrum cordatum is the source of this 1575-nucleotide messenger RNA. NCBI's taxonomy places the organism in Eukaryota, Dinophyceae, Prorocentrales, Prorocentraceae. The record is from the annotation of a GenBank genome assembly.
AUGGGAUACGCCCGCUUCGUAGUCGGGCCCGGGCAUCCCUGCGCAGGCCCGCCCGCGCACGAGGACACGCGUGUUCGUGUGGUGGGGUGCGCGCGCGCGCUCGGGCAGUGGAACGAGCUCGAGGCCGUCGACCUGCUGUGGGACGGCGCUCAGUGGGUGUCGCUGAUCAUCGAUCUGGAGAACUGCUACGAGAUCGAGAGGAAGAGGGGCGCGGCAAGCCCCUUGCGCUUCUACCUCGUGCGCGCGGAGCACUGGGACGAGAGCGCAGCUUUGCAGGACGAGUGUCGCUGGCCAGGGCCCGAAGGCCGCGACGGCGAGGCUACCAAGCGGCAGAGGGUGCUGGAGCCUGUGGUGGAUUUUCCCAGCCGGAGGCCUGGCUCGCAGGAGUGCCCGGCGGACCAACAGCCCCAGGCCACCAGGGGCAUCGUGCGGUUCUUCGACUUGCCCAGCCGCGGGAGGGUGAUCGAGGUGACGGACUCUGGCGGGGGCGCGGACGGGAGCGGCCUGUCGUGCCGGGAGACGGACCUGGAGGACGGCGCGUGCCACGCGCUCCUCGGCAGCCCGCCGGCGCCGGGCGAGCAGCGGGCCUACGACUUCGGCGCCUGCGGCAGGCGCAUGCCCUUCAUGCUGCACCGCCCCGCGGGCGGCCACUCGAAGAAGCUGCCGCUCCUCGUCUUCUUGCACGCCCUGCACAACAGGUUCGACGCCAGCCCGAGCCUCCUCUUCAAUACGGCCUCGCCCAGCAACUGCGCCAUCCCGGCGCUGCUGCGGCAGAGGGCGUGGCGGCUCGGCCUCUGGGCCGGCGACCUGUGCACGGGCAGCAGCGCCGCCAGGAGCCUCGGCGGCGAGGCGCUGCUGGCGGCGGCGGCCCGCCCGCGUGUGCCGUGCAGAGGGGAGAAGACCAGCGGCGGCGCGGCGGACAAGAAGGACAAGAAGGACAAUAAUAACAUGAAGGACAGGAAGAGCAGCGUCAAGACGGGCAACUACGUGGGCCAGCACGCGCAGAAGAUGUCCAAGGUGUGCGUAGGCGACCCCAUUGACAACCAGGAGCGUUACGACGGCGGCGAGCUGAUCGAGCACGUGGAGGACGGCAAGGUUGGCGACCUGUCGGAGGUGAAGGGGACUCACAGGUUGGAGACGAACUUCUCGGUCAGGAACGAGGCCUACUGCAAGAAGUACUUCUCAAUCCAUUACCUGACGAUGGUGAUGGCUGUCGCUGCCUUCAUCAAGUUCAAGUCCAAGCACAUUCCCGUGCGCCAGUGGAGGCGCUUGGAAUCAAGGUUUCGGGCGGCCUGGAUGCAAGCCUCAACGGAUCUUCGUGAGGCGUAUGGCGCGGUGGUGUGCACGGGAGAUUUCGAUUUCAGCGAGCUCGUCGACCUGUUCGAGGCUGGCGUGGCUCAUGAAAGUACCAGUGCGAGUUCGAGCUGAUGGUCCUCUUCACCUUUUUCCUCAAUGCGACGGGCUUCAUUUUCAACUGGUGCAUCGCCGUCCGUGUGUUCUACUUCGUGAAGUGCUAGAUGCAGUUCCUCAUCUGAGUCCGCCCUUCACUCACCCGCCUCGGAGUGUUGUUGGGUG